Labeo rohita (rohu) is the source of this 2418-nucleotide messenger RNA. It is a transcript of the gene xpa, whose product is annotated as xeroderma pigmentosum, complementation group A. Gene Ontology annotation, cellular component: nucleotide-excision repair factor 1 complex. The record is from RefSeq and is a predicted model, not a curated record. The coding region runs from base 140 to 973 and encodes 277 amino acids. Gene Ontology annotation, molecular function: damaged DNA binding. The transcript has 7 exons. Gene Ontology annotation, biological process: base-excision repair; nucleotide-excision repair, DNA damage recognition; nucleotide-excision repair involved in interstrand cross-link repair. NCBI's taxonomy places the organism in Eukaryota, Metazoa, Chordata, Actinopteri, Cypriniformes, Cyprinidae.
GUUCACAACAUUCAGUAGUUCAUUAGACCACACUCGUAAACAUUGAACUGUUACACUGGACUGGUAUUUUACAUUUUUCAUUUAAUUUCUCUUCGGACCAGCUAUAAAAAGAGAAAACUUUUUACGUUUGCGACUCAUCAUGGAUGUCCCAGAAGCCAGUCAUUCUCAAGAUGCACUGCCAGAUGCUGCAAACUCUUCAAGCGAUUCCAGUGUGUCCUUAACACCACACAUGUUGGCCAAGAUUGAACGGAAUAGACAACGGGCAUUGAUGCUCAGGCAAGCCAGGCUCGCUAAUAGACCGUCUUCAGCUCCAGAAGGAGCUACAUGUGCUAAAGUUGCAAAAACUAUAGACUCAGGUGCAGGGUUUUUUAUUGAAGAGGAGACAACUGAGGAUGAGCAGCAGGACAAAAGAGUGGUUGAGCAACCAGCCCCAGUAAUGGAGCCUGAUUAUCUUAUGUGUGAGGAGUGUCUAAAACCAUUCAUGGACUCUUAUCUCAGCAACAGUUUUGAUCUGUCUGUGUGUGAUAAAUGCAGAGACAACGAAGUCAAGCACAAGCUAAUAUCUCGAACGGAAGCCAAACAGAAUUUCCUCCUGAAGGAUUGUGAUCUGGAUAAGAGGGAGCCACCGCUGCGAUUUAUUCUGAGGAAAAAUCCUCACAAUCCACGCUGGGGAGACAUGAAACUCUACUUAAGGUCACAGGUGGUAAAGCGCUCUCUGGAGGUGUGGGGCAGUGAGGAGGCUCUGGAGGAGGCCAAGGAGAACAGAGAGGAGAACAGGGAGGUGCAAAAGCAGAAACGCUUUAAUAAAAAGGUUAAAGAGUUGAGGCGGGCAGUCAGGAGCAGUAUGUUUAAGAAAGAUACCAGCAGUCAUCAGCAUGUUUAUGGGCCUGAGGAGCUGCUAGACGCAGAGGAAGAUCUCUACAGGAAAGUGUGUCAAACCUGUGGACACGAACUCACUUUUGAGAAAAUGUAAAUACGUCUUUGAGGUCUCACUGCUGUGGCUACUGUACAGGGAAGAAGCAGGGUCCGGAUCCAGGUCAGCGAAGAGUAAUCCUGAUCUUGUUUCUGGUCCUCGACACGCUCCAUUGCCUCGCAGUCCAGGUACCAAACAGGUGUGCAUCAGUUUUUACUUGAACCAAUUCAGAGUAUCUGAAACUCCUAACCAGCAUAGUGGUGCUGUUUAUGUGUGUUAAUGCCUUCUGAUGUUUAGAAAUGUCAGCAUUAAAGGGAUAGUUCACCCAAAAAUGAAAAGUCUGUCAUUAAUUGCUCACCAUCAUGUCGUUCUAAACACGUAAGACCUUCGUUCGUCUUCGAAACAUAAACUGAGAUAUUUUUGAUGAAGUCUGAGAGCUUUCUGACCCUGCAUAGACAGUAAUGCAACUGACACGUUCAAGGCCCAGAAAGUUAGUAAGGACAUUGUUAAAAUAAUCCAUGUGACAUCAGUGCUUCAACUGCAAUUUUAUGAAGCUACGAGAACACUUUUUGUGCGCAAAGAAAAGCACGUUACUCUCAUGAAUGCACAGCGAAGCCUGACAUGUUGAAUAAAGUCAUUAUUUUUGUUUUCUUUGUGCACAAAAAGUAUUUUUUUAUGUCCUUACUACCUUUUUGGGCCUUGAAUGUCAGUUGAUAUCACUCUGUGCAAGACCACAAAGCUCUCGGAUUUCAUCAAAAAUAUCUUAAUUUGUGUUCUUAAGAUGAACGAAGGUCUUACAGGUUUUGGGAGGGUGAGUAAUUAAUAACAGAAUUUUCAUUUUUGGUUAAAUUAUUCCUUUAGGAUUAGAGUAUGUCGCACUAGAUUUGAUCACAAGAGGGCACUAUAGAGCUGCUAUUGUCAAAAUUGGAAGAUCAAAAUGAUAGAUGAUGCAAGGUUGAGUUCUUUGUUAUUUUUGGGUUGAGCACACUGUUGAACAUACUCUAAAUCUAUGAAAUGGAGAAGAGAAUACAAAUGAUGAUACAAAAUAUUAAAUUUUACAUCCCAGUCAAGUUUUUAUUUAAUAUUUAGGAUGUGACUACCAAACAACUGUGAUAUUAUUAUUUCUGUGUAUCAUAAUGACAAGGCAGAAGCACCAAAUUGGUCCAAUGCUGAAUUAGUAACAGGAUCUCGUUUAUCACUCUCCUACCUCGUAAAGUCCAGUGCCUGUUUGUUCAGUGAGAGAUAUUGAUAAUUCCAUACGUACACUGAGCGAUUCUCUCACGGUGUUGUGUUUCAGUCUGUCUGUGUGACUAUUGAAAGGCUUCCUAAUUCACAAGAAGCACGAAUGCAUUCAUUCCUUAAUGACCACUUUUUUCUUCACAUUUGAAGCCAGUGUUGGGUAGAUACUUUAUGCUGUAUUAGAAAUGAUAAAUUUAGUCUAUGAAAUAUUUGUUUAAAAAGAUUUCUUUGUUUGUAAUAAAUGUUUUUUUUGCACAUAUUAGAAA